Cornus florida is the source of this 963-nucleotide messenger RNA. RefSeq names its product LRR receptor-like serine/threonine-protein kinase EFR. The record is from RefSeq and is a predicted model, not a curated record. The coding region runs from base 1 to 963 and encodes 320 amino acids. NCBI's taxonomy places the organism in Eukaryota, Viridiplantae, Streptophyta, Magnoliopsida, Cornales, Cornaceae. The transcript is spliced from 2 exons. Gene Ontology annotation, molecular function: protein binding.
AUGGCAAAGAAUUGCUUCUUUUUUUCCAUUGCAGUGUUGUUAAACUGUUUCAUUGUUUGCCUCGCUACAACCAUAACUACCAACUUGACUACAGAUCAAUCUGCACUUCUUGCCUUCAAAGCCCAUCUCACUUCCGACCCUGAAAAUGUAUUGGCCAAAAACUGGUCCACCACUACCUCAGUUUGCAACUGGACUGGUGUCUCCUGUGGUCUCAGCAACGAAAGGGUCACAGCCUUGAAUCUUUCUGAUACGAGUCUCAGUGGCACCAUCGCUCCACAUCUUGGGAACCUCUCAUUUCUCACAUCUCUUGACAUCAGCUACAAUAGUUUCAAUGGUCAUAUACCCGAAGAGCUGGCUAGUUUGGAUCGAUUACUAGAGAUUGAUUUUCAAUACAACAACUUCAGUGGAGAGGUACCAUCAUGGUUUGGGAUCUUAUCAGAACUUCAACACUUGCUUCUAUCUAAUAACAGUUUCACAGGUACCAUUCCACCAUCAAUAUUCAACAUUUCAAGGCUAGAGACGUUGAACAUAAGCUACAAUUCUCUUCAUGGUAAAAUUUCACAAGAGACCAGUAAUCUGCCCAGCCUGAAAGUGUUAGACUUGAGUUUUAACAAGCUUACGGGCUCCAUACCAUCUGCUAUCUUUAACAUGUCUUCACUGCAAGUAAUUGAUCUCACAUCAAAUAGCCUUUCUGAUAGUCUCCCAAUAGACAUGUGCACUCAUCUUUCUUUGCUUCAGCGACUCCACCUUUCUUCUAAUCAGCUGCAUGGCCAAAUUCCAUCUGGUUUAUACGAGUGCAGGGAAUUCCAACAUCUAUCAAUGCCCAACAAUAACUUUACUGGCAGCAUACCUAGAGAAAUCGGCAACCUGACUAUGUUAAAGGUGUUGAAUCUUUGGUUGGAACAACCUCGAAGGGCAGAGCGGAGCAAAUUGCCAUCCUUAGCUUUGUGUUUGAAGGAAUGA